Molecule: messenger RNA, 645 nt
Organism: Acaulospora colombiana
Lineage: Eukaryota; Fungi; Glomeromycota; Glomeromycetes; Diversisporales; Acaulosporaceae
Source: the annotation of a GenBank genome assembly
AUGUUAUUUGGGAAAGAUGGAGUUGGAAUAAAUAAAAUCAAGCAAGUCGCCUAUAACAUAUAUGCCAUCUCGAGUCUUACUAAUAGUCAAAUUCAAAAUGUUAUCAAGAAUGUAACAUCAGUAGAAGUGCCAGAAACCGUUUCCUCGGGGAACGAUCAUACUAAUGCAGAGGUGAGAGCUUCAUCUAAUGUAUUUCGUGCACUUUCUCCGAAAGAUAAUAUAUUGCCAGAAAAUAAGAUUCAUGACCAUGCUUACUUUCGUAACAAGACAUUUUUGCGAUAUUCUAAUCUAUAUAAAGUAUUUAUUUCUGAAAAAUUUGAUCGUUACGGAAUUAUUGAGGGUUCAUUAUGCCCAGUAUGUAAACAAGAUCAUGAAGAUGGGAAAAGUGUAAAAGCAUAUACGGAAGAGACUGGGCUCGAUCCCUGGGUAAAACCUGAAUCUUCACGAAUCGAAAAGGAUGCUGAUGAUAAUAUUUUACAGGACAGUUUACCGGAAACUCAGAUAGUAGUGCCAAACAAAAUUUACACCUCAAAUUCCAAGACUGCUCCAAACAAAAAUCACCUUUAUCAGUAUGCCAUCGAACAUGGAAUAAAUUCCAAAGAAUUUUCAAUCAUUACAGAGGUUGAGAAAAUAGGUGGGCCAUAG